ACAUUUAUUAUAGUAAUAAUAUAUGUUUCAAAAUAGUCGUAGUGAAAAUAGCUAAGAAACCCAAUUGUUUUGGAUUGGCUAUGUGGUUAUAUACCAGUGGGAACAAAAUAGUGAAAUCCACAUAGCGCGCGUGAUUUUUUCCAUGGCCACUCUCAUUCUCCACACUUCCACUCCCUCCCAAUUCACCUUCCAACCUAAUACAAUUCCAAACCCUAAUUUCAUUUCUCUCAAUCUCAAUUUCAACAAACGCUCAUCACGUUCCACCUCUUCCCUUCGCGCAACACACCAAGAUUCCAACCCUCAAACUCCACAAGAUGGCGAGGUCGACAAUUUGGGAGUUAAAGCUGCUCUUUCCAUCUUGAGAUUCUACAAAAGGGAAAUUUCGCCAAUCUUGCCGAGGAGCUGUCGUUACGUUCCAACUUGCAGUGAGUAUUCCAUGGAGGCAUAUAAGAGGUACGGUGUUUUGAAGGGUACAACUUUGACUGUGUGGCGUCUGUGUCGUUGCAAUCCUCUUGGUGGGUCUGGAUAUGAUCCUCCAAGAUGGUUUGGUGAGAUUAGACAAGGGGAAGAACUUGACGAUUGAUUAAUUUCUAGUGGCCAUAUUUUGAAUCGGUUUCCGCUGGGAUUUUCCUGAGCAAAGUGGCUUAUGAUGUCAAAGAUCUGAGAGUUGCUUGCUCUAUCACUAGUUAUCGGCUUAAUAGCACUUGGUAAGCCUCCAAACUCAAUGUCAUCUUCAUCAUCAGAGACACCACUCUGGUGGACUGGAUUAAGAGUCUCGAAGCAUAUAAUUCCUUCAAAGCAGUCUUCUAAUCCAAGUAUGUUCAGUGUCUUGAGAGCAUGAACUUUGUCUGCAUUUGUGAAGAUCUAUCGACAAAAACAAGAGAAGCAAUAGUAAUAGUUAGAUCAUAUUAUACACCUUCUGCGACCUUAUUCUACGAGUAAAAGUUCGUUUUGGCCCUUUCGAUUAUAAACAACUUACGAGUUUCCUAUA
This is a messenger RNA of Lathyrus oleraceus (garden pea), 991 nucleotides long. Its product is annotated as UPF0161 protein At3g09310. The transcript is spliced from 5 exons. The coding region runs from base 143 to 583 and encodes 146 amino acids. The record is from RefSeq and is a predicted model, not a curated record. NCBI's taxonomy places the organism in Eukaryota, Viridiplantae, Streptophyta, Magnoliopsida, Fabales, Fabaceae.